UAUAAGCCUAAUAAACUUAAUUUAUGCAAAGAAAGCUGUAAAGAAUAACUAUGGAUGGUUUGUGUUACUAUAAUGCAUAUUACUAUCGCAAAUCAUAGUAAAGCAGAAAGAAAUCCGGAUGUAUAGACAAACAUAUAAAGAGAAGAGGCCAAGCGGAUGCUGACAAACAGCGGCGAAAAAGAGGAAACUAUGAUUAAUAAAGUUUAUGCAAUACUGUCAUAAAAAGCCUGUUCUUUAAAAUUAGAAGGUUAAUAGCAAAAGAAUCGUAUGAUAAAUCACGUAAAAGGAGGGAAAUCGAAAAUAAACUUGUAAAUUGGCCAGUAUUUAUAAAAAUAUAUAUACACAGUAUAUAUAUUAGUAUAUAUAUAUAUAAAUUUAUAUAUAUAUAUAUAAGCCUUUAGCUGAGUGUUGGCUUUCACGUCUGCUCUCUACAAACAAGCGCUAUCAUCGCUUAUUACGAAAUUUGUAAUGGCAGAGAAUGUAACUCUCGUAUGCGAAGAUGAUCCUAGAAUAUGGUACUGCCAGAUUUCUUAUUGGGUUUAUUGUUUUACAAUGCCGGUCCUUUUGAUUAUUGGACUAGUUGGUAACUCAUUGGCCUUUAUUGUCUUAUUUAGGUUGAAAAAGAAAACUCCAACUAUUAUAUACCUUUCAGUUUUGGCAGUUUCAGAUAUUUUAACAGCCACACCUGGAGCUCUUGAAAGAUUUAUAAGAGGAGUAACUAAUAAUAGAGUUUACUUAAGAUUCUAUUUUAAUUGUUCGGGAUUUACUGCUCCUUAUUAUAUCGCUUCAUAUGUUUCUGCAUGGAUGAUUGUGUCAGUUGCCGUUGAUAGAAUGAUUGCAAUAAUAUUUCCAGUAGUUAGAAGAACUGUAAAAUGCGCUAAGAUUGUAGCUGUCGUUAUAUUUUUAGUGGCAAGUCUGAUAUUCAUUUGUUUUCAAGUAACAGUUCCAACUACAGAUAAAUUUGGAAGAAAAAGGUGUCAUUACGGAAAAACUGGUAGUUAUUACGAAAUUAUGAGCAAAUAUUGGUACGUUGUUGAUGCUAUAACAUAUUCAAUCCUACCAAAUCUCGUCAUCAUACCUUGCACAAUUAUUAUUAUUCGACAAUUAAAAGCUUAUCGGAAAACAAGAGCAUCCUUAGGUUGUUCAGUUGGGUCUAUUGAACUGUCGACAAAUAGUUUAGAAAAUUCCUGCGAAAUUAAACAAGCCCGUGUUGAAAGAUCAUUAGAAGCAAGAAGAAUAAAUUUAACUUUAAUAGCAGUUUGCGUAAUUUACGCCUUUUGUACAACUACAUUCUGUAUUUUUGAAACUCUUGAAUAUACUCUAUCUUCUAAGCACGAAGCUUUAAUACGCUUAGGCUUAGUGGUUGGGGAUAAUUUAUUAUUUGUCAAUCAUACAGUAAACUGGGCGGUAUACUGUUUAACCAAUCCAAAAUUCAAAAUGGAGAUGUUAAAUCUUAUAACAUGUAAAUAUUUAAAAACAACGAGGACGUAAUUGGCAAUAUAAUUUGAUGAUAAAUAAAUCUCGAAAUUAUUUCAAAUAGAAUCGUUCGAUUGUAAUAAAUGUUUACCUUUUCUUUUAUAAGAAUGAAUAUUUACAACUAAAUAAAUUUCAAUAAAAACA
This is a messenger RNA of Dimorphilus gyrociliatus, 1620 nucleotides long. NCBI's taxonomy places the organism in Eukaryota, Metazoa, Annelida, Polychaeta, Dinophilidae. The record is from the annotation of a GenBank genome assembly.